Penaeus indicus is the source of this 1489-nucleotide messenger RNA. RefSeq names its product glycine receptor subunit alpha-2-like. Bases 4 to 1389 code for a protein of 461 amino acids. The transcript has 9 exons. Gene Ontology annotation, molecular function: chloride channel activity; transmitter-gated monoatomic ion channel activity involved in regulation of postsynaptic membrane potential; transmembrane signaling receptor activity. Lineage: Eukaryota; Metazoa; Arthropoda; Malacostraca; Decapoda; Penaeidae. The record is from RefSeq and is a predicted model, not a curated record. Gene Ontology annotation, biological process: nervous system process; regulation of membrane potential; chemical synaptic transmission. Gene Ontology annotation, cellular component: plasma membrane; synapse; neuron projection.
AAUAUGUGUGGUAACCUACUGGAGCGCGGCCGAGCGAUAGGGGCUCCGGCUGCUUUCGGCGUCGAAGUAUUUUUCUUGCUAAACGCGGUCGCCGUUGUUUGCUCAUUACGCAUGCCCUCCAGAUCGAGUGGCUACACGAGCCCUGAGCUUCGGCAGCUGGACCUCCUCCUCCACCCCAGCGUGUACGACCGCCGCCAGACCCCAGCUGCUGACACUGGAGAGGCGACUCGUGUGGACAUCGAGUUCUACAUCCGUAGCUUCAGUUCCGUUAACCCAGUCGACAUGGACUACUCGGUGGAUUUGUUUCUGAGGCAGCGGUGGGCGGAGGCUCGUCUCAAUAACAGCCUGCAGAGGCCCAUUGACACACACGACCCCAUGGUGGUGAAGCUCUUGUGGAAGCCUGAGGUGUACUUCCCCAACGCCAAGCACGGGGACUUCCAGUAUGUGACGGUUCCCAACGUCCUCGUCAGGAUACAGCCCAAUGGCACCAUCCUGUAUAUCUUGAGGAUGAAGUUGACAUUCUCGUGUGUGAUGGAUCUGUCAACCUUUCCACUAGACCACCAGACGUGUUCCAUGGAAGUAGCCAGCUUCGCCAAAACAACCCGUGAGCUGCAUCUGAACUGGUAUCACGACAACCCCGUUAAGUUGUACAGGCAGCUUCAUCUGCUUCAGUUCGAGGUCAAGUUUGUCGCGGCUACUAACUGCAGCCAUUCUUUCCCUUCUGGGAACUACAGCUGCCUACAGGCAGUGUUCCACCUCCAGCGCAACCUGGCCUACCACCUGGUGCAGUCGUACCUGCCGUCCUCGCUCAUCGUGGUCGUCUCUUGGAUCAGCUUCUGGCUGGACGCUGACGCCGUGGCUUCCCGGGUCAUCCUCGGCGUGACGACUCUCUUCACCGUGUGCUCGGAGUCCGCGGCCUUCGGGAAUAAGCUGUCGACAGUGUCGUACGUGAAGGCUCUGGACGUGUGGAUGGGGUCGUGCACCGUGUUCGUGUUCUUGGCGAUGGUGGAAUUCACGCUCGUUAACUACAUCGGCCGACGCCGCCGCAGACUCCUCUUUCGGUCCUCCGCCGAAGGCCAGGAAAAUAUUGAAGCACGAGAAAGAAGCGACUCCAUUCGCAGCACGGCCGUUGGAACUCCCGAAAUGACCGAAAACACGCCAGUCGACGCGGAAGACAGCGGCACCGCGCGAACAGGAGGCAGUGCUACUGUUUUACGCGAAAGCCCGAAUACUGAAAAAAGUGCAGAAGGUGACGUCGAAGUCCCUUUAGCCUGGCUGCGUGAGGCGGAGAGAGCGAAAAGGAUCGAUAGAAACAGCCGGGUGGUCUUCCCGCUGCUCUUCCUCGUCUUCAAUCUGGGCUACUGGGUCUACUAUCAGGCUUUAUGUUGAGACUUGGCCAGAACCACAACGGGUCUGAACGAAUAAUGCUGUGAGUUUCUCUGUGCGCUAUAUUGGCUUUUGGUUCGUGUGGAUACCGUCAUUAAAAUGU